CUCGUGAAAAUCGAAGCGCCAUUUUGAAACCUUGAACAUAUUCAUCAUGGAAAUCACAGAUGCUAACUUGCAGACCCUGGGCAACUACCUGCUUCAGACUUUGUCCCCAGAUCCUGCUGUUAGGAGACCUGCUGAAAAGUUUCUGGAGUCUGUUGAGGGGAAUCAGAAUUACCCACUAUUACUGUUGAACUUACUGGAUAAGCCAGGGGUAGAAGCCAACAUCAGAGUCAGUGCAGCUAUCACCUUUAAAAAUUAUAUCAAAAGAAACUGGAGAGUGCUGGAUGAGGCUCAUGACAAAAUCCACCCUGAUGACAGAGCCACUAUCAAACGGCUUAUAGUGGGAGUGAUGUUGAACAGUCCAGAACAAAUACAAAAUCAACUAAGUGAUGCUAUAAGUAUCAUAGGAAGAGAGGACUUUCCUGACAAGUGGCCAGAUUUGCUGGUGGAGAUGGUGGGGAAAUUUCAGAGUGGAGAUUUUCACAUUAUUAAUGGAGUUUUGAGAACAGCCCAUUCAAUUUUUAAAAGAUAUCGUCAUGAAUUCAAGUCGCAGGAGCUUUGGACAGAAAUAAAAUUUGUAUUGGACAACUUUGCUGCACCUUUCACAGAACUUUUCAAGGCUACCAUGGAGCUGGCCACCAAGCACGCUAGCGACCCCAAGGCCCUGAAGGUGAUCUUCAGCUCUCUGGUUCUCAUCUGCAAGAUUUUCUACAGCUUAAAUUUUCAGGACUUGCCGGAGUAUUUUGAGGACAACAUGGAAAUCUGGAUGAACAACUUUCUGACUCUCCUACAAGUAGAUAACAAGUUACUACAAACUCAGGAUGAAGAAGAAGCUGGCUUGCUGGAACAUGUCAAAUCCCAGAUCUGUGAUAAUGUGGCACUGUAUGCUCAGAAGUAUGAUGAAGAAUUCUGUAACCACUUACCUAAGUUUGUGGACACCAUAUGGCAUUUGCUGGUAACCACUGGACAAGAGGUUAAAUACGAUUUGCUGGUCAGUAAUGCUAUCCAGUUUUUGGCAUCUGUGGCUGAGCGACCAGGCUACAAAAGUUUAUUUCAAGCCACCGAGACUCUCCAUAGCAUCUGUGAAAAGGUGAUUGUGCCAAACAUGCAGUUUAGAGCGGCUGAUGAAGAGACCUUUGAGGACAAUCCUGAAGAAUACAUAAGGAGAGACAUAGAGGGUUCAGAUAUUGAUACAAGGAGAAGAGCUGCAUGUGACCUCGUUAAGGCUUUGAGUAAAAAUUUUGAAGGCCCAGUUAUUCAGAACUUCUCACAAUAUGUACAGGCCAUGUUAUUGGAAUAUGCUAAAAAUCCAGCUACCAAUUGGAAGAAUAAAGAUGUUGCGAUUUACCUAGUGACCUCACUAGCUGCCAAGGCACAGACACAAAAACAUGGAAUAACUCAGACCAGUGAACUAGUCAAUGUCAAUGAUUUCUUCAAUGCCCAUGUUGUACCGGACCUCCAGUCUCCAAAUGUGAAUGAAUUUCCAGUUUUGAAAGCUGAUGCUAUCAAAUAUGUGAUGACUUUCCGUAAUCAGCUCCCUGUAGACAGCAUCAUAGCCUGUGUUCCUCUGCUAGUGAACCACUUACUGGAUAACAGUCAGGUCUGCCACACCUAUGCUGCACUGGCCCUGGAGAGGAUCUUCACAGUCAGACAUCCACAGGGAGGUGCCGCAAUCACAAAAUCAAAGAUGGAAGGCCAUGUGGAAGUUUUACUGGUGAAUUUGUUUAAGGCUUUGGAACAUGAAGGGUCCUCAGAGAAUGAGUAUGUGAUGAAAGCCAUCAUGAGAAGUUUCUCCAUGCUACAAGAUGGUAUUCUGCCAUAUGUUGGAACAUUAAUUGGCAAGUUGACAGAAAAACUGAUAGCAGUAAGCAAGAAUCCCAGUAAACCGCACUUCAACCACUAUCUGUUUGAAAGUAUCUGUAUAGCCAUCAGAUCCACCUGUAAAGCAGACCUCCAGGCUGUCACCAGCUUUGAGAGUGGAUUGUUUCCUCCUUUUCAAGCAAUUCUACAACAAGAUGUGCAAGAGUUCAUACCAUAUGUGUUCCAAAUUUUAUCUCUGUUACUGGAGAUGCACGUAGAUAGUAUUCCUGAGUCUUACAUGGCCCUGUUCCCCCACCUCCUGACACCUGUACUGUGGGAGAGACCAGGCAACAUACCUCCUCUUGUCAGACUACUGCAGGCCUAUAUAGAGAAAGGAUCAAGGUCUAUUGGAGCUGAAAAAGUAAACGGCCUCUUGGGCAUAUUUCAGAAGUUGAUUGCUUCAAAAUCUAAUGACCAUGAAGGUUUUUAUUUGAUCAACAGUAUUAUUCAACAUAUACCAGCUGAUGUGUUAUCUCAGUACAUGAAACAGGUCUUUGUGUUAUUGUUCCAAAGGUUACAAAGUUCUAAAACAACUAAAUAUGUCAAAAGUUUAUUGGUGUUUUUCUGCUUGUAUGCCAUUCAGUUCACUGCUAACACUUUGAUCGAGAUGGUGGAUGGAAUUCAACCCAAAAUGUUUGGAAUGGUAGUAGAACGACUGUUUGUCCUGGAUGUGCAGAAGGUGUCUGGUUCUAUUGAGAGAAAGAUCUGUGCUGUGGGGAUCACAAAAAUGCUCACAGAGGCUCCCGCCAUGAUAGAAGGAGAAUAUUCAAGGUUUUGGGCUCCUUUGCUGCAAGCCUUGAUAGGAUUGUUUGAACUCCCUGAAGAUGAUACAAUUCCAGAGGAUGAACAUUUCAUUGAAAUAGAGGAAACACCAGGUUAUCAGACUGCAUACUCACAGCUGAUGUUUGCUGGCAAGAAGGAGAAUGACCCUGUGGCUGCUGUACCUGAUGCUAAGAUUCACCUAGCACAAAGUCUAUAUAAACUGUCGGCAGGACACCCGGGAAGGCUAUUGCCUAUGAUCAGCACAGGCCUUCAAGCAGAUGCAUCCACCUUCUUACAACAAUACCUGCAAGCUGCUGGAGUGACAUUAGUCUGAGUACUGGAAGUAAACUGGCUGGAUCAGACAGCACUAUUACUGAUCUCUUACCCUUGACAGUAGAAAAAAGACAGCAAAGAGCAAAACAUAUUGCAAUGAUCCCACUCCAUGUGUGAUACGUUGGCCUGUAAAUUUGACUCUCAUGGCACUGUAGAACAUGAUAUUGAAAAACUGGACUUUGUGUGGUGCUCCUGUUUUAAGAACAGUAAAUUUUUGGUGACAGUUCCCUUUGUUGCUGGGUGAAGAUUACUGUUGAGAAUGAAGACAAAACAUAUUGUACAAUUGCCAAUAAAUGUGGAUGGGAGGGGGGUGGGUAGGUGAUGCUUGUAAAUCAUGGAAGUACAUAUUUUCACUUCAACAUAGAAGUAGGUGGUUAGGAGGGCAGGGAACAGGUCAUGUCAAAGAAUGCACGUCUCUCAGCUGUGUAAGUUAUUUGAUAAAUGCGACUUAUACUUGUUCAUUAUUACCUGCUUCAUAGCUCUUGAAAUUAUUCUUUUAUCCUAUCAAGACAAAUGAUUUUAUCCAAGGAGUAAAGUGGAACAUCUCCUUUGGGAUAGGAAAUGAAACAAAUUAAGUUUAAUGCUUAAGUAUGUAUAAAACUUGUACUGAAGGGUGAAUAUGGAACUUUGUAGACAUUAAGAAUUGAUUAAUAAGAUAAUGCUUAGAAUUGCACUAUUGAUGGGCUGGGCCAAAGGCUUACCUAACAUGUAAAGGAUAGUUCAAAUGUUACUACUUGUAAGCUCACAGAAUUGGAAGAAUGUGAUCAGACUCAACAACUGUGCAUUUUGAAAAAAAGUUAACAGAAACUUGUAUAUUUUUGGUACCUUAUCAUUUACAGCAUAUGCCAUAAUAAAAUUCUUCCAGUUUUGUUGCAUGUAAUGCAUAUUGUAAUCAAAUUUGCACACUGCAUAUUGUGAAUAUAUUGCAAGAUAUUUACAAUGUAAAGAGCCCAGAGAUGUGGUGUGAAAUAAAUUUGAUCUGUUUCUA
Molecule: messenger RNA, 3940 nt
Organism: Lingula anatina
Lineage: Eukaryota; Metazoa; Brachiopoda; Lingulata; Lingulida; Lingulidae
Product: exportin-2
Biological process (GO): protein import into nucleus; protein export from nucleus
Cellular component (GO): cytosol; nuclear envelope
Molecular function (GO): nuclear export signal receptor activity; small GTPase binding
Source: RefSeq, a predicted model, not a curated record